Ilex paraguariensis (yerba mate) is the source of this 279-nucleotide messenger RNA. NCBI's taxonomy places the organism in Eukaryota, Viridiplantae, Streptophyta, Magnoliopsida, Aquifoliales, Aquifoliaceae. The record is from the annotation of a GenBank genome assembly.
AUGGAAGAGAAACUGUUUUGGUCCAACAACAUGGACCAGUUCCGAAAAACCAAAGUCCAGACCAAUACAUGUCCCUUCUUUGGCCAUCUCCAUCCACUAGCACCACGUUCGUGCCCUUUUAAACAGUCUCGGGGUAGCCUUGAAGCACUUGUCGGCCGUCUUGUUGUCGCCUUUGAAAAGAAGGCUGGAGAUGCUGAGAACAACCCUUUUGAUUCAAGUGAUGUGACGUUGUAUCUUAGGAAAUUUAUGGACACUCUGGUUAAGGCCAGAGGAAUAUAG